AUGUUGUUAAAUUUCAUUAAAUGUAAGGCGCAAAUAAUUGCGGCGUCGUGUGUGUAUCUAGGGCAAAUGUUGGGGGGUUUUGUUCUAAGUUGGACAGCACCAGUCAUCCCCAAAUUGGAUGACAAAACCCAGUCACCAUUGACACAGCCUCUAAGUGAUAUAGAAAAGUCUUUACUGGCAUCAGUGUUGUAUAUUACUGGAUUCGCGGGUCUGUUCUUUGCAAGUUGGCUCUCAAACACCAAAGGCAGGAAACCCACUCUUAUUUUAGGAUCCACGAUAGUUCUCAUAUCUUUCUUAGUACUGGCCUAUUCUACAAAUUUCGCGUCACUCCUAGUUGGAAGGCUCAUUUGUGGACUUGGGGUGGGUCAGAUCGCUGUCAUAAACAUGAUCUAUAUUGGGGAGAUUGCGUCAACAAAUAUAAGGGGCAUUUUUCUAAGUACCCUUGACAUUUUGCAAACAUGUGGGUCACUUUUGUUAGUAUCAUCUGGACCUUACGUGUCAUACAAAAUGCUAAAUUACAUUGGUGCAACCGUCACCUUAUUUAGUGUUUUGGCUCUGCUAUUGAUUCCUGAAUCUCCCGUGUUUUAUGUUAUCAAAGAUGACGAGAAGAACGUCAAAGCCACCCUCGAAAGGCUGGAUCGAGUUAGUGAAAUGAAGGAAAUCUUCGAUUUAAACAAAGACAGGGUGGUGACGAGCGCUAAGGACGACUGGAGGGAGUUGUUCACUUCAAAGUGCAAUAGACGUGGAUUAUUGAUCAUGACCACUAUCAUGUCUUUGCAGUAUCUGAGUGGAAUGCUCGUAGUCCAGUUCUUCGUGACGUCGAUCUUCGAGAUCGCCAAGUCAUCUAUUAAGCCAGAGAUAGCGACAAUUAUAAUCGGUUGCACUCAGCUGAGCGGAGGUUUAAUAGUGCCCUUUGUAAUAGAGAAUGCGGGUAGACGAAGAUUAUUACUCGGUUCUACGGCUCUCUGCUGCGUCAGUAUGACCAUAUUCGGGUUAUACUUUUAUUUGAAGCAUAUUCAGGCGCCAAUAGUGGAUACCAUACAGUGGCUACCGCUAACCGUCCUCGUGGUAUUUUUUUUAAGUAACAAUAUGGGUUUCGGCACGAUACCAAGUACUCUGACCGGCGAGAUGUUUACGGGCAACGUCAGAGGUAAAGGAGCUGCACUGGUGACCUGCAUUUCUUGGGCUUUCGGCUUCGCAGUGACCACCGUGUUCAACACGAUGCUGACAGAACUUGGACCGCACUACAUGUUCUGGUUCUUCGCGUCCACCUGCGGACUCGCCUUCAUCUUCACGUUAUUCUUCGUGCCAGAGACCCAGGGCAAGAGCCUCGUUGAAAUCCAGGAAAUGCUAAAUAAAUGA
Leptosia nina is the source of this 1362-nucleotide messenger RNA. The record is from the annotation of a GenBank genome assembly. Lineage: Eukaryota; Metazoa; Arthropoda; Insecta; Lepidoptera; Pieridae.